This is a messenger RNA of Daucus carota subsp. sativus, 2976 nucleotides long. RefSeq lists its product as uncharacterized. Gene Ontology annotation, biological process: proteolysis. NCBI's taxonomy places the organism in Eukaryota, Viridiplantae, Streptophyta, Magnoliopsida, Apiales, Apiaceae. The coding region runs from base 1 to 2976 and encodes 991 amino acids. The transcript has 11 exons. Gene Ontology annotation, molecular function: cysteine-type peptidase activity. The record is from RefSeq and is a predicted model, not a curated record.
AUGGGGAAUGGGGCAGUGACGGGGAAUGAUUUUCUGCCCCGCCAAAAUAUGGGGCAAGUAUGGUUUAUAAUGGUGCAUACUAGGUUCUCUUCGGUGUCCAGAUCUCCUUCGGAGUGUGCUUCUGCUUCAAAGGAGAAAUCUAAGAUGAGCCCGAAGGAAGUUGCAAUGAAAAAGUCGAAGUUAAAGGGGAAAGGGAAGAAGACAAACUUUACAAUUCAAGAUAAUGCGAUUGCACCUCCUAAGGGGAUGCAAUAUGUUAUUGCUGUUAAAGAGCACGAGACAGCAAAACUUCACACGAAUAACAAGUAUGAGCAAAUUAGUGAUUUAGUAGAAACAUUAUCUGUAAAGCAGCUUGCUGAGUUUCGUGCUUCUUGUUUUGGCAAUUUCACCCAUUUAAAACCUUUCAAAAUCCAAUACCAACUGAUUCACAACCUUUUGCUUAGACAGUUGAAACAACCAAACCCUCUUGAAAUCUGGUUUGGUAUUGCCGGGACAAAAUUGCGUUUCAGCAUACAUGAAUUUGCACUUAUUACUGGUCUUCGUUGCGUUGGUGCUUUAGAUAAGAAACGGUUUGUGAGGCCUGAGAAUGAGUUUGUGAAGUUAUAUUAUCAAGGUGGUAAUAGUAUAACCAAGAGUCGCAUCAAACAGUCCUUUAUUCAAAAAGAAUGGAAAACUGAUGAGGAUGCAAUUAAGUUUGCGAAAUUGUAUCUACUUCACCAUUUUCUUCUUAGCUCCAGUAGUGAUUCUGUAAUUUCUAGGGGUGAUCUUGAUAUGCUGGACAGUGGAGAUUUUGAUCAAUUUCCAUGGGGUAGGGAAGUUUAUAAGGCAACCUUGGAGUCACUCAAAUGUAAUGCAAGAACUGGUUGCAAAGACAACUAUUACCGUUUGAAUGGUUUUCCAUACGCUCUUCAACUUUGGUUUUACGAGUGCUGCCCAUAUUUGAAUGGAAAGUACUCUAUUGCAAAUAGUGGAUGUAUUCCACGUAUGCUUUGUUGGUCAAGUGAUGGUAAUGUGAAGUUUGAGGAUGUCUAUACCACACUGUCAUUGAGCGCAAAGGAGCUGGGAUUGAGAAACUUAACGCCUACUGCAAGUGAGAUCAAGGAAUUGAAGUUGGAGGAAUUGUUUCCAACUUCCAAUCAAAGGAGUGUUCAAGGGAAUGACAAUAGCGAUGAUGACUUUGUCAACCCUCCAACCCCACUUUUGAGGCUGUCUUCUUCACAUGCAAAUGUACCUGAAAGUAACAUAUCUCUCGCUGAAAUGCAGAGGAAAAUUUGCAUGUUUGAAACUCGUCAGAAUAAUCUCACUGCUGAGGUUGAUUUUUUGAAGACAACUAUGACUGAGAUGCGUUCAUAUUUUGAAUCUGUCUUCUCAAACCUGCAAGAAACUAUCAUGAAGGAAGUUAGGAGGCAAAAUGAAACUGAUGAUGAUUUUUAUGAUAAUUACACUGGAAAUGAAUUUGAUCAGGAUAGAAGAGGAUGUGACCCUUGGCUCCAAAAUGUGGUUGCAAGAGAGGUUGCUGGAAAUGAAGAUGCUGCAGCUAAAGUUGCUGAUGUUGCAGGACAAGUUGCUGCAGUUGAUAGAGAGGUUGCAGCUAAGGAUACAAGAGAAUGGGAUCCUUGGCCCAAAAAAGUGGUUGCAAAAGAGGUUGCUCCUGCAAAUGAAGAUGCCUCAGUUAAGGUGGCAAAUGUUGUAGUGCAUGUUGCUGCAGUUGACAAAGAGGUUGCAGCAGCUGAUGGCAAAGUUACAGGGGACAUUGUAAACACUGCAGAGAAGGAUAACAAUGUUGCAAUAGGAGGUUCAAAAGAUGCAGGAGUUGAUGGAGCUGAUGAUGGAUUUUUUGGUAGCCUCUCGGAGAAAGAAUUGGCUGAUUUGGAGUUGGCUGUGCAAAGUGCCAGCAAAAUAGGGAAUCCCAAAUUGGGAACUUCUACCAAACCUAUUCAGCCAACUCCUGCUAAUCGUAAACGGAUGGUUAAGCUCCCUGCAUAUUUGCAGUCUCCCUUUUUGCAACAUUUUGGUUCGACAUCGGGAAAGAGUACUGAGCCCUCUGCUAUUAAAGAAGUGUUCAAGACUGUCAAAGGACUUUCAGCAUUGGAUGGUAACAUUGGAGAAUUGCCAAGCUUUAAUGUUUGUGGAGAGUACAUAGAAUGGUUGGAUCAUGGCAUGAUUACAAAGAGAAAUACGACAACAUAUUAUUCAAAAGAAGACGACAAGAUCGACCCGGCUCUGAAUUUAGGGGUUGAUUUGCAUGUUGAUGUGUUCUUUUACCAUUUAAGGAAGAAGGUGAAGGAAAACUUUGAAGUUCUUUCAACAGAUUCCACCUUUCAACUUAGAGUUUCUACCAUGUAUGAUGCAUGUGUGAAGAAGAAUAAAUUUACAGUUAAUAUCAAGCAAGACAUUGCUAAAGUUAUGAUGGGCGAUGGCAUUCGUUACAAUACUCAUUGGGCUUUGGUUGCUGAUGUCCUGUUUCCUAUAUUCAUUCGAGAGCAAAAGCAUUGGCUUCUUGGAAGAAUUAGUUUUGCAAAUAGGGAAGUUCAUGUGUAUAACACCUUAAAAUGUGAUGGCGUGAAGGAGAUUCUUGUUAAAUAUCUGCGUCCAUUUUGCAAGUUACUGCCUUACUAUAUGAGAAUUACUGGCUUCUACGAACGUCAUGAUAUUGAUUUCUCAUCCAAGGCUUAUUUGAACAAGUCAGAAGCUGAUCCUCUUGGACUAGUUAUGCAUCAUGACUGCGUUAAGUCAUCAUCCGUUGAUAGUGGUAUGUACAUGGUUUCUUUUGCUGAGUAUCUUGCUGAUAAGAAGAAAAUUCCGCAAGGAGACUUGGAUAUUGGCGCUCAUAGAAGCAGACUUGGUUAUCUCUUUUACUCAUAUGGCAUGGCAAAGCAGAUUUAUGGCUAUGAGAGCGAGGGAGAGAACAAAAAAGCAGAUGAGAAAGCAACAAAGUCACCAACAAAGAAGAGAAAGACAAGAUCUAUGAAAUGA